Molecule: messenger RNA, 854 nt
Organism: Trypanosoma conorhini
Lineage: Eukaryota; Euglenozoa; Kinetoplastea; Trypanosomatida; Trypanosomatidae
Product: receptor-type adenylate cyclase
Exons: 1
Biological process (GO): intracellular signal transduction; cyclic nucleotide biosynthetic process
Source: RefSeq, a predicted model, not a curated record
CGCGCCUGGACGCCGCGGUGUACCAGCAGUACUGGAACGGCCUGCGGGUGCGUGUCGGGGUGCACACCGGGCUGUGCGACAUCCGGCACGACGAGGUGACGAAGGGGUACGACUACUACGGUGACACGGCAAACGUGGCGGCGCGCACGGAGGGCGUGGGGAACGGCGGGCAGGUGCUGCUGACGCGUGCGGCGUACUUGGCGCUGAGCACGGCUGAGCGGGAGCAGUUGGAGGUGACUGCGCUGGGCGCGGUGGCGCUGCGCGGGGUGCCGAGGCCGGUGGAGAUGUACCAGCUGGACGCCGUCCCCGGGCGCACCUUCGCCCCGCUGCGGCUUGACCGUUUGAUGCCGGAACUUGACGGCGACGGCGGGGACACGUCAAGCAGCGGCGAGGCCUCCGCGUCCACCGCAAUGAGCGCCGUCUCGCACACCAUCGUGUCUGUCUUGGCUGUGCUGCUCGGCACCUUCGCGGCCCCGCAGCGGCUGAAGUCGCUGCGUCCUCUCUGCGAGCGUUGGAGAGUCGCUGUGCCGCAUGCCGUUAGAGCGGGCAACGAGGAGGACGCCUGCCGCGUGGCGAUGGAACGGCUGGCGGUCAAAAUGGGCCACGUGAUGGAGAAAGGCGCCAAGAGAGCUUCCGUGGAAUGCAAUCCACGUAAAACGUCUCUGCCGCUCAUGUCCUUCUUUCGCGGUGACGAUGAGCUGCACGUACCCAACCCCUCUGUUGGGGGGGAUGAGAGUCUCGGGAGGCGUCCGCCACGCAGCAGCUUCAGCCAGUCAACUCUGCCUGCGACGGAGGAAGUGCAUUCUGGGCCGGGGGACCCGUUUGUCACCGUCCACGUUCGUCGGUGCGUGUAA